Molecule: messenger RNA, 1614 nt
Organism: Aspergillus glaucus CBS 516.65
Lineage: Eukaryota; Fungi; Ascomycota; Eurotiomycetes; Eurotiales; Aspergillaceae
Product: MFS transporter
Exons: 4
Coding region: 1-1614 (537 amino acids)
Biological process (GO): transmembrane transport
Molecular function (GO): transmembrane transporter activity
Source: RefSeq, a predicted model, not a curated record
AUGGGCGUCGUCGAAUACGACAGCUCUCCGGAAAGCAUCGCCCAACUUGAACGACGUCCAUCUAACUGCGACAGCAUCGAACUCCAGCGCAUCAGCACUUAUCGUCUCCAACAGCAGCAGACCGUGGGCAGUUGCCACAAUCGUCCUCCCAAGGAUCAGUGGUUGCCAAUGGGAGCUACCAAGCCGUACCCUCCUUCUUUGCCUGACCCUGAGAACUAUGUCGUGGAGUUCGAGGGAGCAGAGGAUCCUAUGCAUCCGCAGAACUGGCCCAUGCGCAACAGAAUUUUCCUGGCUGGACUGUUGACCUUCAGCGCAUACGUUUGUGCGUACACCAGUGCCAUGUUUCCAACCGCUGCUCAGGGCGCGCAGAAUGAGUUUGGCUUUGGUCAAGAAGUCGCUGCUCUGGGAACCACUGUGUAUGUUUUGGGCUUCGCCGCUGGACCAACCGUCUGGGCACCUGGUUCCGAGUUGCUGGGCCGUAGAGGACCGUUGUUAGUGGGCAUUUUUGGUUUCAGUGUCUUCACGAUCGCUUGUGCUACUGCCAAAGAUACGCAGACGAUUAUGUUGACACGUUUUUUCUCUGGAUUCUUUGCUGCGAGCCCUAUUGCCUUGGUCCCUGCGAGUCUGUCGGAUCUGUUCAACAGUGUUCAUCGUGGAGUGGCCGUUGGCAUGUACACCAUGGCAGUCUUUAUUGGACCCUUCACGGCGCCGAUCAUUGGUGGUUUUGCCGCGUCGAACCUGGGCUGGCGAUGGACGCUUUACAUUCCCUCUUUCUUCGGCUUCUUCAUCCUCACGCUGCUCGUUCUCCUCGGACGUGAAACAUAUGCUCCAACCAUCCUCGUCGAGAAAGCCACUAUUCUCCGCCGCCAAACCCGCAACUGGGGCAUCCAUGCACGCCAGGAUGAGUUGGAAAUCGACUUCCGCGAACUGAUCACCAAGAACCUGGCUCGUCCCGUGCGACUGCUAUUUACUGAGCCCAUUGUGUUCCUUCUGACACUGUACAUGUCCUUCAUCUAUGGUCUCGCCUACGCUCUGUUGCAGGCAUAUCCUGUUGUUUUUGGCGAGGUGUAUGGCAUGCCCGCUGGAGUCAACGGAUUACCCUUUAUCGCUUUGAUCCUCGGCUUGAUCCUCGGUACCCUAUUCGUGCUUUCUCUGCAAAAGUCGUAUAUCCAAAAGCUCAAAGACAACAACAACGUUCCUGUGCCUGAGUGGCGUUUGCUGCCCUGUAUCGUUGGAGGCGUGGCAUUUGCCGGUGGAAUUUUCUGGUUCGGAUGGACGGGAUUCACCACUUCGAUUCAUUGGAUGGCUCCCACCGCAGCCGGUCUCCUCGUGGGCUUCGGCAUGGUCACGAUCUUCAUGCAGGGAUGGAAUUACCUUUUGGAUUCGUACCUCAACUUUGCGGCAUCCGCCUUCGCUGCCAACACGAUGCUCCGAUCCCUCGUCGGCGCGUGCUUCCCGCUCUUCGCCAAACAAAUGUUCGAAAACCUGGGCGUGCAGUGGGCCGGAACGCUGAUCGGAUGCAUCGCGACCUUGAUGAUUCCGAUUCCUAUUGCCUUCCGUCUCUACGGACCGAAGCUUCGCCGGAAGAGUCGCCUUUCGCCUACCAACGCGUGA